This is a messenger RNA of Plasmodium malariae, 5190 nucleotides long. RefSeq names its product conserved Plasmodium protein, unknown function. Bases 1 to 5190 code for a protein of 1729 amino acids. NCBI's taxonomy places the organism in Eukaryota, Apicomplexa, Aconoidasida, Haemosporida, Plasmodiidae. The transcript is spliced from 2 exons. The record is from RefSeq and is a predicted model, not a curated record.
AUGACUCGCUUAGCAAUAGCAUAUACUGCAGUAGCGAAUGUAGUAUCGGCAAAUUAUGCAGUAGCGUAUUCAGCAGUAGCCAAUUCUGUGGUAACUAAUGUUUUCAAGGUGUUAAGUGCAAAGAGGAGGACUCCGCAUUUUAUUAUUUCCAAUAACUACUGCAGUAGCAUAUUCGAUUUAAUAGCAAAAAAAAAAAAAGAACUACAAUUAGAGGAAGGGGAAAAGAAACAACUGAUUAUACUAGAACAAAGGAAUACGCAAAAAGAAGAGAACGAAGAGGAAAAGUAUGACAGAGCGAAAUUAAGCAAUGAGAGAAGGAAAAGUGAGACAGGUAAUGAAAAAUGGAAUAAGCUAAAGCACAAGAACUGUAUAGUUAAGAAUGCACAAAUAAGAGAAGACCCAAAGAGGGUAAUAAAAAAGAGCACAAAAUUGGGAGAAGAAAAUUUGGAAGAUGAUAUAUAUAAUAAUAAAUUGUAUAUACUACGAUAUAUAAAACAUUUACAAUUAGAUGAUGACAUAUGUAAAUAUAGGUUUAUAACUAAGCAUAUAAUUAAUAACAUAACUAAUUUUUAUGAUAAUGAAAUAUUAUUUGUGUUAAAAGUUUUUUCAAAGAAGAAGUAUAAGAAUUUACUGUUUUUACAAUGUACAAGUGAAUAUUUUUAUUGGAUCUGUAGAUUAAAUAAAAGCACUAAAAAGAAUAUAUCAUACUACUUACAUUUUUGCAGUAUCUUAAAUUAUAUACCUACUGCAAAAUUUUUAGAGGAAUAUCUUAAGCUAUUUACUUUUUAUGAUAAAGAAAUAAAAAAUAAUUCUUUUUUUUUUUUUCUCAAUAUGGUUGAAGAAGAAUCAAAUCUAUAUCAUAAAGACGUUAAAUAUGUAAUAUAUGUGUUAUAUUUUUUAAACAAAGCGAAUAUAAAGAAUAACAUAUAUGAUAAUUUACUGUACAUGUGUUGUUAUUACGCUGGUCAUUUAACCUUAAAGCAUACUUUUUUAUUAUUGAAAAUUAUAGUAAAUGCAGAAAAUGAUAAAUAUCAUUUGAACCCAUUAAAUAUUCUUCAUAAAAAUAUAGAAAGACACUUAGGAGUAAUGGAACAAUAUGAUUUUAUCAUGUACCUAAAUAUUCUGUUAUGUAAUAACAUAUAUUUAGAUCAUACUUUUUUUAUUUUUAUAAAAAGUGUUAUUGAAAAAUGGCACAUAGAAUUAUCAGUAAAAGCAGUAAUUGCAAUAUUAAGGAUUAAAAAAAGAGAAAAUUAUAAAGACACUAUUAUACUAAAAAAAUUACUACAUAUCAUAACAAAUAAUUUUUAUAAUUACAACUAUGGCAAUAUUUUGUACAUUUUAAAAAUGUUUACCCAUUUUGACUACUUUUGUGAGGACUUUUUCUACUUCCUCUUCAAAAAGUUUGUAUGUUCCAGAGGUGGGAAUGAACUCAGGGAGGGCCAUAGCAGUGGUGGCUGCAAAGAAAGCGGCAGUGUUAGCAGCAGUAGUAACUGUGGUGGUAGCUGCGUUGGUAGUGGCUGUGAGGGACAAGUCAACCCGAAGGACGAAGAAAUAUCAAGUUUCCAACGUACCUCCAAUUGUGCCAGUAACAAUAAACAGUCAUCGAAAGUAGAACCUGACAAAAAACUUUUUUAUUUAAAAAAUGGAGAUGGUAAUUCUCCUUCAAAGAGAAGUUUAGAUAUUAAUUUUGACCUGACCUGUUCAGGUGAAAUUUUAGGUAAUGUGAAAAAAAAUUACAUCAAUGCAACAAAUGAAAAAGGAAAGCAUAACGAUUGUGUUUAUGUUUACGAAAGCGUUUAUAAACAUAACCACGUAAGUAAUCAUGACAAUAAUACAUUUAUAUACCACAAAAGUAACAAAUUCAAUGAUACAUUUGAAGAGCAAUAUAAAUAUACAAAUAUAAAAAAUGAUGAAAAUGGUUCCAUAUAUUUACAAUAUAAGAAACAACAUGAAAAAAAAAAAAAAAAUGAAUUAAAUGAAUUAUCACAUUUACCUUUACAUUUAAAUAUUGAAGAAACAAAAAUGAAAAUAGAUUAUUCGAAUAUAAUUGAAAAACAAAUAGAUGUUGAGUAUAAUCAAGAAAAUCAUAUAUUAUACGACUCAGAAUAUACUGAGAUGUUCAUAAACUUAUUUGUUUAUUUAGGAGCUUGUGGGUUUCGUAGUAUUCAUGUGUUAAGUGUUUUGUCAGGAAAAAUACAAGCUUAUUUAUUAUGCAAGGAAAAGACCUUUUUCAAACAUAGUACAAAAAAAAAAUUAUCUCUUCAUAAGCAAAAAUGUAAAUUCAUAGGGAUGUAUGAUACUAUUACUAAAAUUAAGAAUAAUCAUAAUAUCUAUUUAGAAUGCAGAAAUCCUAGUCUGGUAGAUGCAGGAGGAGGUAAUGAUUUAAUUCUACAAAAAGAAGAAAGAGAGGAAGGGCAAAAUAUUGAAGCAGAUAAAGGCAAGAGUGACACUUAUUGUGAUAAGAGAGUAAUAAAUUACAGCACUCAUGUAAAUAAUAGCACACGCACAAAAAUGAACAACGAAAGUGGUGAUAAUAUACCCGCUAUAAAUACAAAGGGGGGGAAGAAAUCCUGUAUGCGCUUCGUUUAUAGUAAAAAGGACAGGAUUAAUUUUAAAAAUUUUAAAGAAAAAAAAAAAAAAGAAAAAGAAAAGGAAAAGGAAAAGGAAAAGGAAAAGGAAAACAAAAAAGAAAACGAAAACGAAAACGACUUAGAUGCGAAUAUAGAAGGGACAAUAGAAAAUUCCUGCACCCUUAAAUACUUGAACGUAGAAAAUUAUAGGCAAAGCAAAACAGGGGAUGAAAAAAAGGUAAAUAAAAUUUAUAUUCACGGGAAGUCAGAACAACCUAUGAAGAAAAAACAAAAAAACUGUGUUGUUACGAAGUUCUUUGGUAAUAUCCAUCCAGCCUUGGUUCGCCUUCAAAAUCGUAAACUCUUUCAUAGGAAUUUUAACAGUAUGUAUAAAAGUGAGAAGUACAGAGACCAUGUUUUCCAUCACAGAUACUCUGAGAAUAUAAAGUUAAGGCAUCGGAAAGAUUAUCGAUUGAUGAAAUAUAAAAAAAUAAAUAAAUUAAGACAUAUAUGCAUGUCGAGAUAUAAACAUAUUUUUGGAAAUAAAUCUAGCAUUAUACUUAGCUGUAUAAAUAAAGCAUAUGAGGGUAGUACUAUAGGGGUCGAACAUGUAUCCCUAGAUAUGAUAGUAGAUAACUGUGAAAUUCAUUUUGAUGAUUCUUUGUUUGUUAAUUAUAGAUUUUGUAUUAACAGAAAGAUGAAAGCAGUGCAUAAGUAUAGUAAUUUUAUUGAGGCAAGCAAUAGGAUUACACGGUUGGAGUACAUGGGGGGAAAAAGUGCAAACAUGGGGAUACAAAAGGACAGGAGAAAAAGUACACAUGAAAAAGACAUACGUGAGGAAGGAUCGUAUAAGGAAGGAACACAUAAAGACGGUAUAUAUAAGGAAGGUAUACAUAAGGAAGACAUACAUAAGGAAGGUCCAUAUGAAGAAGGCUUACGUAACGUUGGCGUCGAGAGGGAAACUCGCUGGAGUGGAGCAAUUACUAAGUGGAUAUACAGAUUUAAAAACAACUUGAACCUUUUUAAUAGGGAAAAAAAGGUGAGUAUUGUUAAUAGCGAUAUUAAAAAAUUAAGUGCAUACAUAGACGGCUGUUGUUCUAAAGGCAGUAAUGAUAGCUACUUAAGGAAGAACGACGAAAAACUUAAGAUAAGCCUCAAGUACAUUGCAUUAAUUGCUGGUUCAUGUAGUAAUUUGUUUUAUUAUGAUAAAAGGUUGAUUAAUGUUUUGUUAUGUCAACUCAUGCAUAUAUUAAAUACUUUUUAUAUGACGCAAAAAAGGGAGGAAGAGGAAGAGGCAGAGGUAGAGGAAGAAAAAGAAAAAGAAAAAGAUGUGCAAAAAAAAAAUAGUAGUUUAUGCCAACUGGACACAUACAGUAAUUCUUAUCAUUUAUAUUUAUUUAUGUGCAUUUGGAAAUUUUUAAUAACGUGCUUACAAAUAAAUUAUUUUACUAAAAAUGUGUUAGAAAUAGAUCACAGGCAUCAGACUAUUAAAAAAUUAUUAAGUAUAUAUACAAACGCAUAUUUUUUAUAUAAUUUUAGAAAUAUUAUAUACUUUAUGAAUAAUAUAUACUCUACUUUAUUUUUUAAAAAUGAGCAUUUAUCAAUUGUGCAAAAAUUUUUUAUUAGCUACUUUGAUACCUCCAUUUUUAUGAGUCUUUUUUUUCAUUUUAAUAAAAACAUAUUUAUAAUAAUAAUGAAUAAUAAUUAUUUGCCUUUGCGUACUCACGAUUUAGAGUCACUACAUCAAUUUGUUUAUGAUAUUUCAAAAAUUUAUUUCUCCUAUCUAAAUAUGUUUGUUAGUAGUAUAAGUGAAUGUUCUUUAUCAUCGUUGAUCAGUUGGUCGAGCAGCAAGGAUUUAUGUAUCUCUUUACCCUGCAUGAGCUUUUACAUUAUUAUUCUAUCCUUUUUAUCUACGAUGAGGAGAAGCCAGGCGAUGAAGGAACUAAAACGGGUAAGAAGCUCGUACGAUGGCUUUCCACAGCUCGAAAUGGACGAAUAUGGAUCCACAUCUUCUCAGCACAAUGAAGCAGCUACUUUCGCACGGAGGAACGUGGAUCUUACGGAAGGUACGGACGAACAUGCCGGUAAUAUCCUCUUCAGUACGUGCACUAUUCAAGGAGGGAAAAAGAUUACUGUCAAUUGUAAUGCAGAUAAUGAAAGUAAUGAUAAUACAGAUUACGGAAGUAGUGGUAGUAGUGAAACAAAUACAGACCCACGACACAUAACAUAUUUUUCAAUUGACGCAAAAAAAUGCAUUUUUGUAUGUAACAACACCAUAUCAAUGUUUUUUAAAUAUAUUAAAUUUAUAAGAAACCAUGGUUUUUUACUUGACUCGAAUGAAGGUAUGAAAUACCUCUACCAUGUUAUAAGGUUUUAUUAUAUUUUCAAAAACUUUUUUAGGAAUACAAAUAUAAAUAGCAUAAAUGAAGAAAAUUAUAAUGACAUUCUUCCUUUAUUUAUAAUUAAAAUAUUAAAUAAAAAACAAAUAAAAAAAAUACCUAUAGAUGAACUUUUUUUCAUCAACAAACCGGAAUAUUAUGCGUCAACGUGUUCCCCUGACAUAGGUGGGGAAUUGAUAUACGCAUAUUUUUUUAACUUUUAUUUUAAGGGGAAAAUGUAA